Closterium sp. Naga37s-1 is the source of this 7443-nucleotide messenger RNA. Lineage: Eukaryota; Viridiplantae; Streptophyta; Zygnematophyceae; Desmidiales; Closteriaceae. The record is from the annotation of a GenBank genome assembly.
AUGCACCAAGAGGGCUCCUCGGCGUUAGCGAACGAGUUGUUCUCCUCGUGCAACUCCGCAGAGGCCCACGACAAGGAGACCUACCGCGCGUAUCUACACCAGGUGGCGGCAGAGCUCAACGAAACGUAUCCCGAGGGCUCCUUUCUCGUCUUCAACUUCCGCCAGGGCCACCCGUCCGCGUCGUCGUCCCGGCGGAGCCUCCUGGCGGAGGUUCUGGCGGAAUUCGAGAUGACUGUGCUGGAGUAUCCGCGGCACUAUGAGGGGUGUCCCAUUCUGCCGCUCGACAUGGUGCAGCAUUUUCUGCGGAGCAGCGACAGCUGGCUGAAGCAUGCGGACGAGGUGGAUGAUUUUCACCACCAGAGCCCCACGGUUGCUACCGCUGAUGCUGCUGCUGCUGCUGCUGCUGCUGCUGCUGCUGCUGCUGCUGCAGUUGCUUCCCGGAUAGGAGCGGAUGGAGGUACAGGGUGUGGGGAGGAUGCGGAGUUGGAUGAGCUUGGGAACGGGUGUGGGAAUGGAUGCGAGAGAGGAGGAAGGGAUGGUGAGAUGGAGGUGAGGAAUGGCGAGACUGCGCAGGUACCUACAGCGUCACCUCCGCGUCGGACUCUUUUCCCACCUCCUUCUCCUUUCCCCCGGUCUCAGUCACACUCAACAAGCCAUCAUCACCACCAUCACAACCAUCACAACCAUGCAGACCACCACCACCAUCACCAUCACCAUCACCAUCACCAUCACGACCACCAGCAUCACCAGCAUCACCAGCACCCGCAGCACCAGCAGGAGCACAACCACGAGCAGAACGUGGUGCUGUUUCACUGCGAGCACGGCGGGUGGCCUGUGCUGUCGUUCAUGAUCUCGUGCUUCCUGGUAUAUCGCAAGCAGGGUGCCCUCACAGCCAUGAGCGAGGAGGAAACGCUGCUGGCAGUGCAGAAGGGCGGAGGGUCGAGGGAGUUGCUCAAACUGCUGUACCCUGUUGACCCCACUGCGUCUCAGGUGCGGUACCUUGAGUACGUGAGUCGGCGAAGCAGCAUGCCCACGUGGCCCCCAGAGGAGCGCGUGGUUCAACUCGACUGCAUGAUCCUUCGUACGGUUCCCAGAUUCGAUUCUGCGGGCGGCUGCCGCCCGGCAAUCAAGAUCUACGGGCGGGUCCCUGAGAGCACGCACAGGGAGACGACGCUGCUGUUCCACAGCCUGAAGCGGGCGCAGAGGGGAUGGGGGACGCCGCCGGGGGGAGGAUGGGGCGGUGGCACGCCAAGGGGAGGCUGGGGAACGCCUGGGGGAGGGUGGGGAACGCCAGGAACGCCUGGAGGAGGGGGGUGGGGGACGCCAAGAGGGGGGGGAGGGUGGGGGACGCCGAUGGGGGGCGGAGGGUGGGGGACGCCGAGAGGGGGAGGAGGGUGGGGAACGCCGAGGGGUGGGGGAUGGGGAACGUCUGGGGGAGGAUGGGGGACGCCACAGGCAACUCCUAGAGGAGGAGGGAAGGGGGGAUUCAUUCCGCACUACAAGCAGGUAGGAGAGGAGGAAACUUUUGAGGCGCCUCAAAGGUGGGGGAUGGGGAACGCCUGGGGGACGCCACAGGCAACUCCUAGAGCAGGGGGAAAGGGGGGUUUCAUUCCGCACUACAAGCAGGGCGACAUGGAGGUGGUGAAGGGAGACACAGAAGUGGUGAAGGUGAACGUGCAGGUGGCGGUGCAGGGGGACGUGGUGGUGGAGUGCGUGCAUGUGGACGAGGAGGGCGAGGGCGAGGCGGUGAUGUUCCAGGUGGUGUUCAACACGGCCUUCCUGCGCUCCAACAUGCUGCUGCUCGACCGCCACCAGCUCGAUAUCCUCUGGGACGCCAGCGCCAGCUUCUCAGAGGAUUUCCGGGUCGAGCGUCACCCUCCUCUUCCCCCAUUCCUUCCACCCAUCCUGCCCCCCUCCCCGCCACAGCUUCUAUUCGCAGAGCCGGACCACGACAUCCCACCCACGCCCUCGCCCAGGUUCUUCCACAGCGACUCCUCCCGGUUCUCACCACACCACUCCACCACCCCAUCAGCGUCUUCCUCCCCUCUCCCCGACGAGGACUUUCAGACGCUCGCUGCUCUCUUCCAGUCAUCCCACUGGUCUCCUGACGACAGCCGCAGGGCUCUGGAUCACCUCCGCUUGCAGCUCCUGGGGGAAGCCUCAGGCGCAGGAGGAGGAGGAGCAGGUGUAGCAGGACCUCCUGGUUCCCCUGGGUUCUCGAUUCCGCCUUCGCUUGCCGCGUCGCUUGGGUCGGGUUCGGUUCCAGGUUCGGUGCUAGGGUCGCUCGCUGGGUCGCUGUGUGGUUCGGCUGCCGCGUCUGCUGUAUGCUCGCCAAGAGCUGCUGCUGCAGCAGCUGCUGGUGGUUUUCCUGGCAAGCUCACUCAUCCCCAGGUGCAGCUGCUGCGGAGAUCGGGUGCUGCUGGUGGUGGUGGUGGUUCGGGCGAAUUCUCCGGCCCGCUCUCUCCUGCUUUGUUCACGUCCACGUCAGCGAAUGAACGGCAGCACGAGGCACUGCCCAAGUGGUCCAUUCAUGACGUGGAGGAGGAUGAGGAGGCUGAUUUCUCCAAGCUCGUGGAUGAGCCUGGUGAUGAGUCAUCAUCUCGUGACACGUCACCGACUCUCUCCAGUGACGUGAUUGGCUCGCGGGGAUCCACCAGAGAGUCCAGCUCAUCACCUCCCGCGAACCACAAGCUUUUCUCCUCUCCUCGCAGUUCUUCUGCUUCUGCUGCUGCUGGUGGUGGUGGUGGUAGGAGCGGUAGCAGUGGUGCUGGUGUAACUAGAGCAAGGCAGAGAGCAGGUAGAAAAGCAGCACAAACAGGCAGACUAGGGAAGGUGGAUGUGAGUGCGUUGAGCGUGGGAGUGCUGUUCGGGGGGUCUGUGGAGGAGGAUGAUGAGGAGGAGGAGGACGAGGAGGAGGAAGGGCUGGGGGAGGAAGGCUCUCGAGAGAAGCAGAUGAGGAUGCUGCGGUUCUUAGGCAGGUUUGGUGCACCUGAUGCUGGUGGUGGCGGCGGCGCAGGUGGUGGUGGUGGUGGUGGUGGUGGAAGAAGUGUUGGGUCUGGCUCAGGACUUAGAAGCAGUCUGGAUGGAGGGAUUGCAGGAGGUGGAAGGGGACGGGGAGGAGUGGGAGGAGUGGAAAGCGGUACUGGGAAUCAUCACUCUGGUAAAGUGGGAUUUGCAACGUCAACCGUGGGUGAGCAUGGGGAUCUGGCCAGUGCAAGAGGAACAGCUGGGCUAGUUUUAGGGUUUGGUCGGAGGUCAGUAGAGGGUGAAUCAGGGCCGGGAACAGGGAGAAGAAAAGCAGCAGCAGGAGCAGGAGCAGGAGUAACAGCUGGGGGGGUUGACAGUGACAAACACGCUGGGGUGGGGCGUGCAAGGGAAGGGUUGCAGGGGCUGCGAGGGAAAGAGCUGCUGGAGAUUCCCCGGCAUAAGCUAAAGCAGGCGCGCACCCACAAGCACGCGCAUGAGCUCGCUCUCUUGCCUCUUGAUCUGGCUGGUGGUGGCCCGUCGCUGUUUCGCUUUGAGCAUGACCUUCCUCUGCCUGCUGUGCUGGCAGGGAAGGGUGAUGUAGGGUUAAGAAUGAAUGAUUUGAGAAGGGAGGAGGGUAGCAGAGGGAAGGAGACGCUUGGUGGAGGAGCAGAGACGAGGUGGAAGGGAAAGGAAGGUGGAAUGUCGAGUGGCGUGAGUGUGGAAGCAGCAGGAGCCAGGGGAGGGGACGGGCAAGCCUCGGAGGGGUUGACAGAUGGGGGUAAGGUGGGAGGGGCGGAAGGAGGAGGGCAUGAGACGCAGGAGAAGGGUGGAGCAGAGAGCACGGAAGGAUCACCUUCGGACUGGAACGAAUCCCGCAGGAAGUCUCGGAGGGAGUUUGUCAAGGGCCUGUCUCUCAAGAUCCCUGACAGCGCAGCAGGUGACAACGACGGAGGGAGCAGUGACGGCGGGGGGAAGGAGAACGACGUAGACGACCGCAAUGGUAUCAUCCGCAGCAGUAGCAGCAGAAGAAGCGGCGGGUUGGAGGAUGGGGCUCCUUUGUCUGUUCGGGAGCGGUGCGCGUCCCUAGGCAGCAGAGGAGGGAGCUUCAAGGGGGGGAAAGGGUCCAUGGAUAGUCCCUCUGCGCCCAAACUGGGCUCUGAAUUGGCGUCUCUAGGGAGCAGAUCAGGCAGGGUAGCGCAGCUGAGAUUGAGCCUAUUACAAGAGCUGGAGAAGGAGAAGGAGAAGGAUGGAGUGGCAGGGGCAGGAGCAGGGGCGGGGGCAGGAGUGGUGGCACAUAGUUCGCCUAGGCCAGUCGUGGAUGAGUGCUUGUCUGCUAGGCAUAAGCUGCAUGUGGUGUGGCCCCCUCCUGGGCAUAUGCUUGCUGGAGGGGAUGGUGGAGGAGGGGGCGGUGGUGCUGGUGGUAGGGGUGGUGGGAGAGGGAGCGGGAAGCGGCAUUCCACAGGGGGGAUUGGGAUGGAGGGAGCGGAGGAGAGGAAGGGGUCUGGGCUGGUGAGGAGUUUCAGCCGGCGGUUCAGUGGUGGUGAUGUGGGGUUGAAGCUGAAUAAGGUGCAGACACCAAACGCUGCUGCGGCUGCUGCUGCGGCUGUGAUUCUCAGCUCGCCCGUUCCAUCCAUUGCUGCUGAUUCUGCUGCUUCUCCUGCUGCUGGUGCUGCUGCUGCAGCUGGUGCUGGUGCUGGUGCUGGUGCAAGUGGCAUUGAUGGAGUGCGCACUGCAGCAAGGGGGGAUGCAGCUGAGAAUCCAGAUGCUGCUGCUGCUCCCUCGAACACUGCCUCUUCCUGCUCUCCCCCUCGUUCCUCUGCUCGCAGCACGGCAGUUCCUCUCAGUUCCUCCCCUGCAGCGCCUUCAACAGGAGCACACCAACCACCUCCUACCGCUUCCCCUCCACCACCACCCCCACCUCCUCCCCCUGCUCCACCUCCACCUCCUCACCCGUCUGGAAGUGCGGUGCCAACCCCCCCUCCUCCUCCACCCUCACCCCCCCCACCUCCUCCCGGAUCAGCCCCCCCUCCGCCCCCCCCUCCUCCCCCUCCCCCACCCGCCCGCCCACCCGGGGCGCCUCCCCCUCCCCCGCCUCCUCCUGGCGCUCCUCCCCCUCCCCCACCCCCACCCGCCCCCCCUGCCCCUCCAGGCAGAGGCCCACCUCCCCCUCCUCCCCCUCCCCCUGGGAAGGGUGCACCUCCCCCUCCCCCACCUCCUCCUGGCAGGGGCGCACCUCCCCCACCCCCACCCCCGCCUGGAGCCCGCGGUCCCCCUGGUCCCCCACCCCCCCCGCCUCCCCCUGGUGCACCACGAGGCCCCCCAGGCGGCCCUCCCCCUUCCCUUCCCCCCCCUGGCGCACCAAGAGGUCCCCCAGGCGCCCCUCCCCCUCCCCCUGGACCCAAAGGUCCUCCGCCCCCUCCCCCUCCGGGGGGGAAGCUUCCGCCACCUCCCCCCCCUGGGGGGAAGCUGGCGCCCCCUCCUCCACCAGGGGCAGGGAGAGGGGCGGGAGUGGGGGCCCACCAGCAGCACUACCAUCAGCAAUCAGGGGCAGCUGGGGCUGCUGUUGCGGGUGUGAGGAGAACGCCUCUCAAGUCAUUUUACUGGGGGAAGGUGGUGCGGCCAGUGGAGGAUAGCCUGUGGGCGGUGUCUCAGAGUGACCCAGACAGCAGAGUCAACCUGGAGCUGAAUCUGGAGGAGCUAGAGGAUCUCUUCUCAGCAGCACCGCCACCCAAGGCAGUCAAGCCAAAGCAGCAAGAGACAGCCAAAGUGGAGAAAGUUACCCUGAUUGACAUGAAGCGCUCCAACAACUGUCUCAUCAUGCUCUCUAAUUUCAAGAAGUACACCUACGCGCAGCUUGUGGAUGCAGUGCUGGCGCUGGACACAACAGUGCUGAACGAGGAGGGCGUGGAGGCCCUGCACAAGUUCAGCCCCACCAAGGAAGAAAUAGAGCUGCUCAAGUCUUUCCCUGGGCCAAAGGAAUCGCUGGGACUAUGCGAGCAGUUCUUCCUGGAAAUGAUCCGAGUGCCUCGCAUAGAGCGCAAGCUCCUCGCAUUCCAGUUUAAGCUCUCCUUCUCACGACAGGCAGUGGAUGUGCGUCACAGCAUGGAGCUGGUCAUACAGGCAUGCAAGGAGAUCCGCGAGUCAUUCCGCCUGCGUCGCAUCAUGCAGACCAUCCUGUCUCUUGGCAACGCCCUCAAUCAAGGCACUGCUCGCGGUGCUGCAGUGGGGUUCAAGCUGGAUAGCCUGCUGAAGCUUACGGACACCAAGACACGCAACAGCAAGAUGACUCUCCUGCACUACCUUGCUAAGGUGCUGGAGACGAAGCUGCCAGAGAUAGCCAAGUUCCCAUCUGACCUGCCUUCGCUGGAGAAAGCACACAAGGUGCAAGUGAAGCAGCUAGCGGAGGACAUGCGGCAGCUGACCAACGACAUGGUCAUGGCGGAGAAGGAGCUCACUGCCUGCGGCUCUGAUGGGCCCUGCGCCGAGGGCUUCCGGAAGGCACUGGGCGCGUUCCUGGAGGAGGCAGCAUCAGAUGCGAGGCAACUGUCAGCACUCUAUGCUGAAACUAACCAUAGAAUGGCAGUGGACGAAAUCAGCAAGCACGUGGAGGCCUUGCAUUGCAAUCACAAACCCUCUUCUCCUCCCCUCCAAGCUCCCCAAUUCGCCCUCCUUCCCAUCCACACCACGCCUUCCCUCCCCCACCCACCCCUCCAAACUACAAGAACGCUGUGGAGGACAACAACAAGCACAGGGAGGCCUUGCAAUCACAAACCAGACUCCUCUUCCUCUCCCAUGUCCCCGUUUCUUUCUCCCUCCUCCCCUACCCCUCCAGUGACUCUGAUUCUCUUCAACUUCAUGCAGAACUACAAAAAGGCAGUGGAGGACAACAACAAGCAGGUGGAGGCGGAGAGGAAGAGGCUAGAGAGGGAGCUCAAGGCACAGCACAAGGCGGAAAGAGCCCUGCGCCACCCCACCACACCCCGACGAAGCGGCAGCAGCAGCAGCAAUGGCAGGAACAACAGUAUCGGCGUUCCGAACGGCACCGCCACCACGCCUCGUCGAACCCCGGGAACGCCCAGAGCAGGCAGCACGGGGGGCGCACGUACCCCCCGGGGAGCAGCAGGCAGUGGUGGUGGUGCUGCUGCUCCUGGUUCUGCCGGCACGCCGCGCACUCCCAGAGCCAGCAGCAGCAGCAGCUUUAGACGGAGCACGUCAACCAGCAGUAAUGGGGAUGGGCGCAGUGGGUCGUUUCGAAGGAGCUCCUCCUCUGCCACCUCUUCUGCAGACUCUCCUGCUACGCCCGGAUCUGCUUCUGCUUCUGCUUCCGGUUCUAGUGCUGGUCGAGCUGGGUGUCAGGAAGGCUCUAGGGCAAGUCCAGAGGAGGCAGUGAAUGAUUCUGCUGCUGGUGCUGCUGAAGGGACAGAGAAACGGGGGACCUGCGAUAACAAGACUGGCAUGGAAGCUGCUCUGGUGUGA